AUGACCAGCAACAGCAUGACCCGCAGCAGGAGCAGCAGCAUAACCAGCAGCAUGACCAGCAGCAUAACCAGCAGCAUGACCAGCAGCAUAACCAGCAGCAUGACCAGCAGCAGGAGCAGGAGCAUGAGCCGCAGCAGCGGCACCCAGCAUGAGCAGCAUGAGCAGCAGCAUAAUUGGCACCAGUACCCACGUCUACCAGGGAUACAGCGUGAUGAUACUUCUUCUUCUUUGCUGUUGGAGCAGCAAAAGCAGCAGCAGCAGUUGAAGCCCUCACAGCAGCUGGCGCAGCAGCAAGAAUCCUCAUCGUUGUAUUCAAGGCAGACAUUCCAGUCGCAGUCGAAGAAGCAACGUGGUGCAAAACGCAAACAGCAGCACCCUAGUGGAACGCAGCAGCAGCAGCAACAGCAACAGCAACAGCAGCAGCCGAAGAAGAAGCGUCUCCAGCAGCACAUGCUUUUGGGAGGUAUAACGGAGCACCAGCAGCAGCAGCAGGAGGAGGAGGACGAACAGCGGGGGCAGCAACAGCAGCUACAGGAGCAGGAAGGCGUUGACAACGACUCCACACAAAAAGUUGGAGGAGCUUCCUUUCCAUCUGUUAGUAGUAUUAUCACUACUACCACUGCUGGUAGUAGUAGUAGUAGUGCUACUACUACUACUACUCUUGCUGGUAGUAGUGCUAAAACUACUACUACUACUACUGCUGGUAGUACUGCUGAUACUACUACUCUUGCUGGUAUUACGGCUACUACUACUACUACUAGUAUUACUGCUGGUAGUAGUUCUACUACUGCUACUGCUGAUAGUAGUAGUAGUACGACUACCACUACUAUAACUACUGCUAGUACCACUGCUGCUGCUGCUACUGCAGAUGAAGUUAUAGCAGUAGAUAAUAGAAGGACGGCAGACGCACGAGCCGUAGCAAUGCAAAGAGAAGUCGAACAUGUUUCUAUGGAAGCAGGUGCACCACCGACCACCGCAGCAGCAGCAGACGCACACGUACCAGGGCGUCUGUCUAUUAGUAUUGAUACCGAUAGCGACACACAUUCGAGGGUGUCUACGUCCGCUGAAACAACAAGUACGUCAACUGCAACGGCGAUACGGUCGCUCACGUGUGAUAUGCAGACAGUCAUUGUGCUACUUCUCCAUCAGCAGCACGGGUAG
This is a messenger RNA of Ochotona princeps (American pika), 1161 nucleotides long. RefSeq names its product ras-interacting protein RIP3-like. The record is from RefSeq and is a predicted model, not a curated record. The transcript has 4 exons. Lineage: Eukaryota; Metazoa; Chordata; Mammalia; Lagomorpha; Ochotonidae. Bases 1 to 1161 code for a protein of 386 amino acids.